Messenger RNA from Magnusiomyces paraingens, 792 nucleotides. RefSeq lists its product as uncharacterized. Gene Ontology annotation, molecular function: acetate transmembrane transporter activity. Gene Ontology annotation, cellular component: plasma membrane. The record is from RefSeq and is a predicted model, not a curated record. Bases 1 to 792 code for a protein of 263 amino acids. The transcript has a single exon. NCBI's taxonomy places the organism in Eukaryota, Fungi, Ascomycota, Dipodascomycetes, Dipodascales, Dipodascaceae.
AUGACCACCCAACUGGAUCUCGAAAAACAAGGUUCUUACAACCUCGAAAACGAAAAUAAUGACCGCAUUCACCGCAUUACCACAUCAAGUCAUCAAGAUCAAGAGGUUUUACACAUUGGUGAUACCAAAGUUUAUAAGCAUGAACUCAUGGCUGCCUUUGGUGGUUCCCUGAAUGUUGGUCUUUCCGAAGCUCCCUCACGCAAGUUUGCUAACCCAGGUCCUCUUGGUCUUUCUGCUUUUGCCCUCACAACUCUUGUUCUUUCAUUGGUAAAUGUCCGUGCUCGUCAUAUUUCAGACCCUGCAGGUGUUGUUGGUCUUGCAUUCUUUUACGGUGGAUUUAUUCAACUUCUUGCAGGUAUGUGGGAAGUUGUUGUUGAAAACAAUUUCGGUGCAACUGCUCUAUCAUCUUAUGGAGGUUUCUGGCUUGCUUGGGGAGCUCUUGAAACUGAUGCUUUUGGUCUUCGUGCUGCAUAUGCAACUUCUAGAGAAUGGAAUGAUAUGGUGGGCUUUUUCUUAUUAGGUUGGCUCAUUUUUACUACCAUGUUACUGAUGCUUACUGUUAAGUCUACUGUUGCUUUCUUCUCAUUGUUUUUGUUCCUCGAUAUUACCUUUUUGUUCCUUGUCAUUGGACACUUGGGUCACACUGCUGUUUGCAACAAGAUUGGUGGUUACUUUGGAAUUAUUACUGCACUUCUUGCUUGGUACAAUGCUUAUGCUGGUCUAGCAACUCAUGAGAACUCUUACUUUGUUCCCAAGGUCAUUUACAUGCCUGGCACUGUUUUCCCCAAAUAA